Messenger RNA from Alosa sapidissima (American shad), 2349 nucleotides. It is a transcript of the gene fbxo21, whose product is annotated as F-box protein 21. Gene Ontology annotation, molecular function: DNA binding; protein binding. Lineage: Eukaryota; Metazoa; Chordata; Actinopteri; Clupeiformes; Clupeidae. Bases 31 to 1962 code for a protein of 643 amino acids. The record is from RefSeq and is a predicted model, not a curated record. The transcript has 12 exons.
ACUAUGAGGUAAUCGUGGUAAACAUAAAACAUGGCGUCGCCUGGAGCUGGAGAACGACGUCGUCCAGUGUCAAGCGAAAUUAUUAUCGAGAGAGACAAGAAAAAAUUAACAGAUUUACCUGCUGAAUUGUUAGAAUAUAUUUUGUGCUUCCCUGUCCUCAACUACGUCGACAUUUUGAGCGUGGCUUGUACCUGCAAGCGACUACAUGAUGUGUGCUAUGGCAGGGGGAAGGUCUGGAGGCAUCAAUUCAAACUGAGAUGGCCAAGGCUGCAGAGGAAUUAUCGUAAUAAUGAAUCUCAUGACUGGCUGAAAGAAUACAGGACCAGAUAUAUCGUUGGUCUACAAAUACGGAGAACAGUUGUGUCUAUAUCGAAGCGAUUCUUCACAGAAGUUCCCUGCGUUGGUCAGGUCCUUGGGGACAGUUUUGCGGAGAUUGAGUCCUUAGGUGCCCCAGAGCACUUCUGUGAAGAUGAGCUGCUCUCAAUACUUAACACUGAUAAAAGGAAGAGCCUGACCUUGAAGUACUAUGCAAAGAAAAUCCUGUACUUCCUCCGACAGCAAAAUAUUCUCAGGAGCCUCAAAGUGUUUUUGGAGCAGCCAGCAGAACAGCAAUCAGCUCUUGAAGGUGCGGUGUUGGUGGACCAGUAUUGCAACCCUUUGGCAGAUAUCACACUUGAAAACAUUUCGGCCCAGUUGGAAGAGCUCGCUGACAAAGUCAGGAAGUGCCUGCGAGUCUCCAAUCCCUCCCAUCCCAGCCAGAGAGCCGCAGCAGGUGACUGUUUGGUGGUGGAGGACUUUGAGCUCCAGAGGCAGGUUAUAUGUGCGCUCAACACUGUUCUGUAUGAGCAACUGCAUUACACUGGCAAUGAGUGCGACUUCUACAACCCACUGAAUUCAUACAUCCACCAGGUGUUAAUUCGCCGGACUGGUAUUCCCAUUAGCUUGUCAGUUCUGUACAUGACUCUGGCACGCAAGCUGGGUGUUCUACUGGAGCCUGUCAACUUCCCAAACCACUUUCUCUUGCGAUGGUGUGAAAAGCAACGAAGAUACCCUAUUUACAGGAGCGGGAGUAUCUAUGAUUAUAUCUACAUUGACACUUUUGGGAAGGGCAAACAGUUGACUGCAAAAGAGUGCGAGUACCUGAUUGGACACCAGGUGACAGCUGAUUACUACAGUGCCAUAAGUACCUCCAAAGUAUUACUGAGGAUGGUGGGGAACCUGCUAAAUAUCGGGAAGCGAGGAGAGGGAAAUGAGAAAUCUUACCAGCUCCUUAGAGACUCUUUGGACCUUUACCUCACCAUCAACCCAGACAAUGUCCAGUAUUUACUACUACAAGCCCGGCUGUAUUUCCAUCUUGGCAUCUGGCCAGAAAAGGUGUUAGACAUCCUCCAGCACAUCCAGGCCCUGGACCCGUCCCAGCAUGGCGCAGUGGGCUACUUGGUGCAGCACACACUGGAGCACAUCCAGCACAAGAAGCACCCGGUGCUGCCAGAGGCCAAGCUGCGCAGCGCCACGGAACACCGAGACGUGCAGUACUCCGUGGGCCUCAUCAUGAAACACAAACGUUCGGGAUACAACUGCGUUAUCUACGGCUGGGACCCUCGCUGCACCAUGAGCCAGGAGUGGAUCACUACUAUGAGGGUUCAUCAGCUGUCCAAUGGGGCCAACCAACCCUUCUACAACGUCCUGGUGCAGGACGGCACGUGUCGCUACGCCGCACAAGAAAACCUGGAGCCUCACUCUGCCCCUCUAGAAAUCGCACAUCCUGAGGUGGGGCGGUACUUCUCGGAGUUCUCCGACACCCACUACGUUGCCAACGAGGAGCUGCAGGCCCGCUAUCCUGAGGACAUGGCAGAGACUCUGGGGACUGUUGGGGAGCUCUACCACAGACUGAGCCCCACUUUGGAGAAUGAGGCCCUACUGCCCUCGGUCCGGCACAAUGCCGAUGCCACGGCCCCGUGAUUUUGCACUUUUCCAGCCUCGUCACCUUUAGGACGGUUCACUCACCACCAGGCUCAAAAGCUCCAGAGAAAUUUCAGUCCGAGCCCACACUGACUUCACUGACCCAUCACCUAAUCCAGUAAACCAGUCAUUCCCUGCACCCCCUCACCAUACCAAGAAGUGUUAUGAAAGCCAUUGCUCUCUCUCUCUCUGACCAUAAUGUUCUUUUCACGCAGUGAUGAUGGAGAAAAAAAGACUUGCCCUUUCAAGAAAAGGAUUUUUUUUGUGAUAUAUAUUUACAUGAAAAAAGUACAGGAUUUAAGGGCUCAGGAAAGCAGUUUUACCUGGUCACUGUUGAGAUGAUUCUACAUGAUGUUCAAAUAAACAAGCACUUGGUUUGGAAGAAAA